This is a messenger RNA of Tribolium castaneum (red flour beetle), 1772 nucleotides long. RefSeq lists its product as uncharacterized. Lineage: Eukaryota; Metazoa; Arthropoda; Insecta; Coleoptera; Tenebrionidae. Bases 115 to 1635 code for a protein of 506 amino acids. The transcript is spliced from 5 exons. Gene Ontology annotation, biological process: nucleosome assembly; transcription by RNA polymerase I. The record is from RefSeq and is a predicted model, not a curated record. Gene Ontology annotation, molecular function: histone binding; DNA binding. Gene Ontology annotation, cellular component: nucleolus.
CGCGUUUAUUUCAGUGAUAAUGGCGCAUGAUGACAUGUACGACGUAAAAGUGAAAUAUGUCAUGACAUAAAUCGGAUUUUUCUCAGUUUUUUUGAGCAAUUAGCACGGAAAAACAUGGAUUUUGGUACGCUUUUGCACACCGCCCAAAAAAAUGAGAAAGGCUCCAAGAAAGAGCCCGUCAGGUACUACAGUACCAAAUUCGAGCCUCCAAAGAAGGAACAACGCAGUAAACAAUUGUCGGAAAACAUCAAAAAGUUUUUAGCGAAGAAGGAGGCCGAAGAGAGGGAAAAGAAACUCGAAGCUUUGAAGAAAAAGGAGGAAUUGUUGGCUCUGAGGGCUAAGGACAAAAAAGCAACAAGACGGGUUAAUGUGAUGUUAAAGCGUACUAAAUCUGCAAACCAAUCCGUGCUUCAAGACGCUGUUGAUGCUAACAACACUUCGGUGACUUUAGCCGGCCCCAUUCAGCCAGACGAGGAUGACUAUGGCUAUGUCUCCCAGGAAGCGGCAGCGUUUUACAAUAAAAUGAUGGAAAAGUACAGCAAAAUGCCAGACGAGCCCAAAUUUGGCUUAAACAAGAAGAAGAAAAUAAGCACGGAUUUAAACAGCACUAAGGAGCGGGUCAAGGCUGCUAUUGAGAGAGAACGGGAGGAGGCAAACAUGCCCCACAAAAGGCGAAGAAAGCACAAAGAGGAAGAGGAAGAAAUUGAGAAUGAGAAGCAGGAAGUGGCCCCAAAGCCUAAACCGAAACCUGCAGCGCCGCCCCCUUUAAACUUCAAUGACUUGCUGAAACUGGCCGAGAAGAAGCAAUUCGAACCCAUAAUAAUUGAACAAAAGCCAAAGGAAGAGGAGAAAUUGUUUACGAAGAAGCAGAAAAAGGAGCUGGAGAGGGAGAAGGAAUGGAGGGAGCGGAAGGAGGGAAAACUUCCGCCUUUGGAGAAACCAGCUGGGAACAAAAUCCCCAAAGUGAACAACGGGGAUAAAGCGCAAGCUUUGGCAAAGAAAAAUUCAACAGAUCUGAUUAAGAAAAGUCAAGUUAAGGUGCCAGAACCCACAAAGAAAAUUGUGUCAAAUAACCAGCCCAUUGUUGAUAAGAAACCUGUGCCUUCCUACACGAAACCGGGGUCAAGUAGUUUAAACAAAGUCAAAGAUUUGAAUGAUGUGAGAAAGAGAGAAGCGCCAAAAUCGGGUGGGAGAGACGUUGUUGCACCUAAAAAACCUCAACUUGAGCUUAAACCUAAACAAUUUCCCCCGAAAGAUCUUAAACCGAAGCAGUUCCCGCCUCCUGAUGUCAGGAGAAAAGAGUUUCCGCCUCGUGAUGUUAAGAGAAAACCGCUUGUCAAUAAAAGGCGUAUUUUGGAUGAUGAUGAGUACGAUUCUGAAAUGGAUGACUUUAUUGAUGACGGGCCGGAAGAAGGCGAAGAUUACUCUAAAUACAUUAGCGAGAUUUUUGGAUAUGAUAAAUCGAAAUAUAGAAAUGUUGACGAUGAUAUUGAUAAUAUGGAAUCAACGUUUGCACAGCAAAUGAGGGAAGAAGUGAUCAGUACAAAAAUUGGUAUCAUGGAGGAUUUAGAAGAUAUGAAGAAAGAGGAAGAAGAGAAAAGGCGGAAAGCCUUGAUGAAAAAAAAGAGAUUAUAAUUGUAGCUGUUGUGAUUGUGGCAUGACUUUGUGAUAGGUGAUUGAUAACUUUUAGGAACACUUGAAAUUGUAAUUUUUAUUGUUAUCCUUUUAUUACGGAAAAUUUAAACUUUAAUAUAUACUAGACCGCCAUCAAA